AUGCCGGAAUUAGUACUCCACAGCAACUACCCAUAUGCGGUGGAAUACUUUUUGGCGACCCUUGACGCUUCUGCUCCGCGUCCGCAGCUCAGCGCCACGCUCGGCAUCCACGCGGGCCUGCCGCCGUCCGGCGCGGGCAGCAGGCCGGGCAGCAUCUACGGGGGCUUCCCCUCGUCGUCGGGGGCGGGAGGCGGCUCGGGGGCGGCCGGCAUCGACCCGGCGCUGCUCGACCAGCUCAUCACCUCGCUGCUCGGGGUCCAGGCGGCUAACGUGGGCUCCAGCUCGCACCCCAGCGCCGCGCAGGUGACCGCGGGCCUCAGCCGCUUCCGGCCGCUGUCGCGUUCGCUGCGACCGGGAUCAACGCGGAGGGUGGGCAGCGUGAGGGGCAACCGAGGAGGGGGCGGCAACGCGCCUGCAGUCGUCCCAGGCGUGAACGGCGACGCCCCCGCGAGCGUCCCGGCGGGGCUGCCGUCCGGUUUGCCGCCCGGACUGCCGCCCGCGCACGGCGGGCCGUCCCACUCCGGCCUGGCGGGCCACGCCGCGCUGCCGACCAUCGAGGAGGGCAGCCUGGGCCGCCUGGCUGGGCGCAACAUCCGCCGCGAGCGGCCCAUGUCGCUGACGGAGCGCGCGCUCAACGCGCCCGCCGUGCGCGCCGUGGUGCAGGCCAUGCAGGCCGCGCCGCAGCGGCUCCACCACGCGGCCCACGGCGGCCACGCCGAGGACCCGCUGCUCGAGUCGCUGCCGCCCAGCCCCAGGAUAGGGCGCCGGGGCUCCGAGACCAGCACCACCCUCAUGUAGCGGCGCAAGCGAGCGCGAGUGUGUGUUUUUGUAUUGCUAUCUUUAUUUACGGACUGUCCAACUGCCGGACCCCAUUUGCUAUUAAACUGCAUGCUCUCCAA
Frankliniella occidentalis (western flower thrips) is the source of this 899-nucleotide messenger RNA. Its product is annotated as collagen alpha-2(I) chain-like. The coding region runs from base 1 to 798 and encodes 265 amino acids. The transcript is spliced from 4 exons. The record is from RefSeq and is a predicted model, not a curated record. NCBI's taxonomy places the organism in Eukaryota, Metazoa, Arthropoda, Insecta, Thysanoptera, Thripidae.